Molecule: messenger RNA, 282 nt
Organism: Rhinocladiella mackenziei CBS 650.93
Lineage: Eukaryota; Fungi; Ascomycota; Eurotiomycetes; Chaetothyriales; Herpotrichiellaceae
Exons: 4
Coding region: 1-282 (93 amino acids)
Source: RefSeq, a predicted model, not a curated record
AUGGUCGCCAAAUACGCCUUCACUCAAGGCCUCAGAGAACUGCGCUUCCAUCUAUGCAGUUCAGGUCCCGCGAGUGAAGCCGCCAGAUCUUUCCUCAAGCGCGCCUACCCUACAAUGAAACAUCAUAAUCCCAACACUCCCAUUUUAAUACGAGAAGCUACAGGUGUAGAGCCCAAGGUGUGGGCGAGAUACGGAUUCGGCAAGGAAAAAUCAGAGUCGUUAUCAGGGCUCUCGGACAAGGAGAUCGAAGACAAAGUAACGAACCUAGUCAAGAGUGAAUGA